This is a messenger RNA of Nycticebus coucang (slow loris), 5631 nucleotides long. It is a transcript of the gene ADGRB2, whose product is annotated as adhesion G protein-coupled receptor B2. The record is from RefSeq and is a predicted model, not a curated record. Gene Ontology annotation, biological process: negative regulation of angiogenesis; peripheral nervous system development; cell surface receptor signaling pathway. Lineage: Eukaryota; Metazoa; Chordata; Mammalia; Primates; Lorisidae. Gene Ontology annotation, molecular function: G protein-coupled receptor activity. Gene Ontology annotation, cellular component: plasma membrane. The transcript is spliced from 32 exons. Bases 548 to 5329 code for a protein of 1593 amino acids.
CCGGCUCGGCCGUCACUCGGCCCGGCGCGCUCUGCGGGCAGCGGCCGGAGCGGCCGGAGGAACCCAGUUCGGCAGCAGCGGCAGCGGCGGCGCUGGGAGACCGAGGAGGAUGCGGCACCGGCUUUCAGAGCCCGGGGCUGCGACCGCCGCCUGCGAAUAGGAGGCGGCGCGCGGCGCGGGCGGUGCUCGGGGCGGGGGAGCAGGGGGCGGCGAGGAGGCGGUGGCGGCAGGAGCCCGCGCCCGGCCCGGCGCCCGCCCGCCCUGCGCUGCUCCGCGGCGCCUUUUCUGCACCCGCCGCCCCGCGGAGCGAGAGCCUCGGCCCUUCGCCCGGCUGCAGCGAGCUGCCCUGCGCCCGGCCCAGUCCCGGCCUUAGGAAUGGCAAACUUGCGCCCCGUCGCCGCCCCCGCCAGCGCCUGCCCCCGCUCCUGCUGCUGACGGCGCCCAGCCGGAGCUGAGUUCGUUCAGCGCUCACCCCCGCCCCCCAUCUUUUUGGUAACUCCCAAGCCUGGGGCCGAGGUCCCCUUCAUCUCUGGGCAAGGGACAUAGGAUGACCCCAGCCUGUCCCCUCUUACUGUCUGUGAUUCUGUCCCUGCGCCUGGCCGCUGCCUUUGACCCUGCCCCCAGUGCCUGCUCUGCCCUGGCCUCGGGAGUGCUCUACGGGGCCUUCUCGCUGCAGGACCUCUUUCCUACCAUCGCCUCGGGCUGCUCCUGGACCCUGGAGAACCCUGACCCCACCAAGUACUCCCUCUACCUGCGCUUCAAUCGCCAGGAGCAGGUGUGCGCACACUUUGCCCCCCGCCUGCUGCCCCUGGACCACUACCUGGUCAACUUUACCUGCCUGCGGCCUAGCCCUGAGGAGGCGGUGGCCCAGGCAGAAUCAGAGGUGGGGCAGCCAGAGGAGGAGGAGGCAGAGGCGGCAGCGGGAUUGGAGCUGUGUGGCGGCUCAGGCCCCUUCACCUUCCUGCACUUUGACAAGAACUUCGUGCAGCUGUGCCUGUCGGCUGAGCCCUCGGAGGCCCCACGCCUGCUGGCACCUGCUGCCCUGGCCUUCCGCUUUGUUGAGGUCUUGCUCAUCAACAACAACAACUCCAGCCAGUUUACCUGCGGUGUGCUCUGCCGCUGGAGUGAGGAGUGUGGCCGCGCUGCUGGCAGGGCCUGUGGCUUUGCCCAGCCGGGCUGCAGCUGCCCUGGUGAGUCAGGGGCCGGCUCCGCCACCACCACCACGCCUCCAGGCCCUCCUGCUGCCCACACCCUGUCCAAUGCGCUGGUGCCUGGGGGCCCUGCCCCACCUGCCGAGGCUGAUUUGCACUCGGGGAGCAGCAAUGAUCUAUUCACUACCGAGAUGAGAUAUGGUGAGGAGCCGGAAGAGGAACCGAAGGUGAAAACCCAGUGGCCGAGGUCUGCAGAUGAGCCUGGGCUAUACAUGGCGCAGACAGGCGACCCGGCAGCUGAGGAGUGGUCCCCGUGGAGCGUGUGUUCCCUGACGUGUGGGCAGGGUCUGCAGGUGCGGACCCGCUCCUGCGUGUCCUCCCCCUAUGGGACCCUGUGCAGCGGGCCCCUGCGGGAGACCCGGCCCUGCAACAAUUCAGCCACCUGCCCAGUGCACGGCGUGUGGGAGGAGUGGGGGUCCUGGAGCCUGUGCUCCCGCAGCUGCGGGCGGGGGUCUCGGAGCCGGAUGCGGACCUGCGUGCCCCCCCAGCACGGCGGCAAGGCCUGCGAGGGUCCCGAGCUGCAGACUAAGCUCUGCAGUAUGGCCGCCUGCCCGGUGGAAGGCCAAUGGCUAGAAUGGGGUCCCUGGGGCCCAUGCUCCACAUCCUGUGCUAAUGGGACCCAGCAGCGCAGCAGGAAGUGCAGCAUAGCAGGACCAGCCUGGGCCACGUGCAUGGGUGCCCUCACUGACACCCGGGAGUGCAGCAACCUUGAGUGCCCAGCUGCUGAUGGCAAGUGGGGGCCUUGGAAUGCAUGGAGCCUGUGCUCCAAGACGUGUGACACAGGCUGGCAGCGCCGCUUCCGCAUGUGCCAGGCUACAGGUACACAGGGCUAUCCCUGUGAGGGCACUGGAGAGGAGGUGAAGCCCUGCAGUGAGAAGAGAUGUCCAGCCUUCCAUGAGAUGUGCAGGGACGAGUAUGUGAUGCUGAUGACAUGGAAGAAGGCGGCUGCUGGAGAGAUCAUCUACAACAAAUGCCCCCCGAAUGCCUCAGGGUCUGCCAGCCGCCGCUGUCUCCUCAGUGCCCAGGGCGUGGCGUACUGGGGACUGCCCAGCUUUGCCCGCUGCAUCUCUCACGAGUACCGCUACCUUUAUCUGUCACUCCGGGAGCACCUGGCCAAGGGGCAGCGCAUGCUGGCUGGUGAGGGCAUGUCACAGGUUGUGCGCAGUCUGCAGGAGCUACUGGCCCGGCGCACCUACUAUAGUGGAGACCUGCUCUUCUCCGUGGACAUUCUAAGGAAUGUCACCGACACCUUUAAGAGGGCCACCUAUGUGCCCUCAGCUGAUGAUGUGCAGCGCUUCUUCCAGGUGGUGAGCUUCAUGGUGGACGCAGAGAACAAGGAGAAGUGGGACGAUGCUCAGCAGGUAUCCCCUGGCUCUGUGCACCUGCUCCGUGUCGUGGAGGACUUCAUUCACCUGGUGGGCGAUGCUCUCAAGGCCUUCCAGAGCUCUCUGAUUGUCACGGACAAUCUGGUGAUCAGCAUUCAGCGGGAGCCUAUCUCGGCAGUGUCCAGCGACAUCACAUUCCCCAUGCGAGGCCGCCGGGGCAUGAAGGACUGGGUGCGGCACUCGGAGGACCGACUCUUCCUGCCCAAGGAGGUGCUCAGCCUCUCCUCUCCAGGGAAGCCAGCCGCAUCUGUGGCUUCUGCUGCUGCUGCAGGCAGCCCCAGCAGGGGGAGAGGCCCAGUGGCUGCUGCUGCUGCUGCAGGCAGCCCCAGCAGGGGGAGAGGCCCAGGAACAGUGGCCCCUGGUCCAGGCCACUCCCACCAGCGCCUCCUCCCGGCGGACCCAGAUGAUUCCUCCUACUUUGUGAUUGGUGCUGUGCUCUACCGCACCCUUGGCCUCAUCCUGCCACCCCCAAGGCCCCCGCUGGCCGUCACGUCCAGAGUGAUGACAGUGACUGUGCGCCCACCCACCCAGCCUCCAGCUGAGCCUCUGAUCACAGUGGAGCUCUCCUAUAUCAUCAACGGCACCACAGAUCCCCACUGCGCCAGCUGGGACUACUCCAGAGCAGAUGCCAGCUCAGGGGACUGGGACACUGAGAGCUGCCAGACACUGGAGACCCAGGCAGCUCAUACCCGCUGCCAGUGCCAGCGCCUGUCCACCUUUGCCGUGUUGGCCCAGCCACCCAAGGACCUGACUCUGGAGCUGGCAGGCUCCCCUUCGGUCCCCCUGGUGAUCGGCUGUGCGGUGUCCUGCAUGGCGCUGCUCACCCUGCUUGCCAUCUAUGCUGCCUUCUGGAGGUUCAUAAAGUCUGAACGUUCCAUCAUCUUGCUGAACUUCUGCCUGUCCAUUCUGGCAUCCAACAUCCUGAUCCUCGUGGGCCAGUCCCGGGUGCUGAGCAAGGGCGUGUGCACCAUGACGGCUGCCUUCCUGCACUUCUUCUUUCUCUCCUCCUUUUGCUGGGUGCUUACCGAGGCCUGGCAGUCCUACCUGGCUGUCAUUGGGCGGAUGCGCACCCGCCUCGUUCGCAAGCGCUUCCUCUGCCUGGGCUGGGGUCUGCCUGCCCUGGUGGUGGCCGUGUCUGUUGGCUUUACCCGAACCAAAGGAUACGGUACAUCCAGCUACUGCUGGCUCUCCCUGGAGGGCGGCCUACUCUACGCCUUUGUGGGCCCUGCUGCUGUCAUAGUACUGGUGAACAUGCUCAUUGGAAUCAUUGUCUUCAACAAGCUCAUGGCACGUGAUGGCAUCUCCGACAAAUCCAAGAAGCAGAGGGCCGGGUCGGAGCGGUGCCCCUGGGCCAGCCUGCUCCUCCCCUGCUCAGCGUGUGGAGCGGUCCCCAGCCCCCUGCUCAGCUCAGCCUCGGCCAGGAACGCCAUGGCCUCACUCUGGAGCUCCUGCGUGGUGCUGCCCCUGCUGGCGCUCACCUGGAUGUCUGCCGUUCUGGCCAUGACAGACCGCCGCUCCGUCCUCUUCCAGGCCCUCUUUGCAGUCUUCAACUCAGCACAGGGCUUUGUCAUCACUGCUGUGCACUGCUUCCUGCGCCGAGAGGUCCAGGAUGUGGUGAAGUGCCAGAUGGGCGUAUGUCGAACUGAUGAGAGUGAAGACUCUCCUGACUCAUGCAAGAAUGGACAGCUGCAGAUCCUGUCAGACUUUGAAAAGGACGUGGAUCUGGCUUGUCAAACAGUUCUGUUCAAGGAAGUCAACACUUGCAACCCAUCCACCAUCACGGGCACACUAUCCCGCCUGUCGCUGGAUGAGGACGAGGAGCCCAAGUCCUGCCUCGUGGGUCCUGAGGGAGGCCUCAGCUUCUCACCACUGCCUGGGAAUAUCCUGGUGCCCAUGGCAGCCUCGCCAGGGCUGGGGGAGCCACCGCCCCCUCAGGAGGCCAAUCCUGUGUACAUGUGUGGGGAGGGUGGCCUGCGGCAGCUGGACCUCACAUGGCUGCGGCCCACCGAGCCAGGCUCCGAGGGGGACUACAUGGUGCUGCCCCGGCGGACUUUGAGCCUGCAGCCUGGCAGUGGGGGCGGAGGGGGUGAGGAUGCCCCAAGGGCCCGGCCCGAGGGGACCCCCCGGCGGGCUGCCAAGACACUGGCUCACCCUGAAGGCUACCCCAGCUUCCUGUCCGUGGAACACUCGGGCCUAGGGCUGGGCCCUGCCUAUGGAUCUCUACAGAACCCCUAUGGGAUGACCUUCCAACCGCCACCGCCGACACCCAGUGCACGCCAAGUGCCCGAGCCAGGGGAGCGCAGCCGGACCAUGCCCCGCACGGUGCCCGGCUCUACCAUGAAGCUGGGCUCCCUGGAGCGAAAGAAGUUACGUUACUCAGACCUGGACUUUGAGGUGAUGCACACCCGGAAACGGCACUCAGAACUCUACCACGAGCUCAACCAGAAGUUCCACACUUUCGACCGCUACCGCAGCCAGUCCACGGCCAAGAGGGAGAAGCAGUGGAGUGUGUCCUCGGGUGGGGCAGCCGAACGGAGCGUGAGCAGCGAGAAGCCCAGUCCUGGGGAGCGUCCCAGCCUGACCCAACAUCGGCGACAUCAGAGCUGGAGCACUUUCAAAUCUAUGACACUGGGCUCACUGCCCCCUAAGCCCCGAGAGCGGCUGGCUCUGCACCGGGCAGCAGCCUGGGAGCCCACAGAACCACCAGAUGGCGACUUCCAGACCGAGGUGUGAGUGCCACGCUGGACUGCCCACCGCAUAUAAAUAUAUAUAUCUCUCUAUUUUCACACUCCACUUUGGAACCACCCAGGAGCCAGCGCCCCCUCCCCUCUCCCGAGGGCUGGGCAGGGAGGCGCAGUGGACUCAGCCAGGCUGGGGGAGCCAGACAUGGCGCGGCCUGGGGACCCAGGGCCCUUCCUUGUUUCUCGAGGCCCCUCAGCCACUGGAGCCCCAUCUUCACCCCAGCCUGUCUGUCCCUGUCCUGGGCUGGGGAGGGGGGAGGGCAACUUUGUUGGGAAUAAACUUCACUCUGUGGA